AGAAGAGAAAAAGGCAACAAACAGAGGAGAAAGUGGGGAAGGAAAGAGAGAGGAGAGAAGAAGAAAGAGGGGCAACAGGUGUCAGGAGAGGAAAAGAGAGGAGCCCCCUGUGUGUGGAAGGUGGGAGAAGGAAAUCGGGGAUUGUAGAGUCCGGGGUACGGAGGGUGAAGGUCGGGGAGGAAGACACUGAGGACUGUCUUAGAAUCAUCCAAAGAGGAGACCUUAUCAGAUCUGGUGUGAUCGCAACCCCCGCGUCCAGGGAGAGUAACCACGCCACGCCGAGCGAGUGUGACCGCCCCGUCCAGCGGGUCAGAUCAUGUCUCGGAGGAAGGAGGUGGUGACCCUGACCGGCCUGUGCCUGCAGAACAUCGCGGACAACAUGCAGAGCGUCUGGAUGAAGGAUUACAUGACCAAAAAUAUGGAGGAAUACAAUUUCCUCUUCAUCGAAGGACCCUUCAACCAGCUGGCCGGCUCGCUGGUACAGGAACUGAUCAGGAUUCUAGGAGAGUCCCACAAGCUGAAUAAAGGAAGCCUCCACCUCCUCCUUCAGCCUCACCUGUUGGAGCUCAGUCUGCGUUCCUGCGCCGGGAUCGUCAAUGUCGCCAUCAUGCAGCUCGUCACCGUCCGCUGCAAGCACCUGACCUCCCUGGACCUGCACUCCUGUAACCGUGUUCCCGCGGCCUCAUUGGCUACACUCAUCGAAGGCUUGCCCCGCCUCACCAAGCUUUGCCUGGCCGACACCCAGUGUGACUCGCUGGUUUUGGAAGCCAUUGGAAGGAGGUGCCCGCGACUUUGUGAAUUGGACGUAUCCCGGUGUAAGAAGGUUUCAUCGUCUUCGUUGUUGUCUGUGGUCUACGAUACUCAAGGUGCCGCCUUCUGCUGCCAGGCGCUGAGGGUCCUCCUUCUGCAAGACGUGAAACCAAAGGGCAGCCCGGAGCAGUGGGCACAGGCGCUGUGCUUUAUUCUGCUGGCAUUACCGAGCCUGGAGGAACUCCCCAACCCUUCCCUAUCCGCCGCCCUCAAUCUUCUCUACAAUAAGAGUUUUACCAAAGCCGGCACAUGCAUUGAUGGCUUCCCUCCGUUGGCGGAGGUCGCCCAGUCUAGGACGGCGAGUGAAGGUAAGAUCAAGGGAGCUGCAAACAUGAGGAACCAUCAGUUGAAUUCUCCGGCAUCUUCACCAAAGGUAACCCAGCAGAGAAGUUCUGGGAUGCCGACCCUCCGCCUAAAGAAGCUGGAGGACCUGGAGGAGGAUGACGUGUCGGCAGUUGGGUCUCUAUGCCCGCUGGUGGAGGAGGUCGCCAUCUCUCUCGGCGACCAACCACUGGCUUCCUGGAGUUUAGUGCAAUGGGCGCACCUCACCAAACUGACCCUGCACUGCCCACAGAAGCCGGAGAGGACCUUGGAGGAGUUCCUGGCCGCAUUGCAGGUCACCGGGAACAGUCUACAAGUUCUAUCCAUACAGAACCUCAUGUGGUGCCAGGACCACUCUUUGCCCGCUCUGCUGACCAUGUGCCCAAAUCUCCGGAGCUUCCAGAGUCACUUCACGGUGCUCCGCCAGAACCUUCCGCCCAACGAGCCGGAGCUUCCGGCCUGGCCCCGGGACCCCUUGCCCCUCCCCCGCCUGCACACCUUUAGUUUGCUAAUAGAAGGGGAAGGCUCAUCUCAGAACACCUUCCGGCAUAAACUGGGGGGCUUCCUGGUGUCGGUCCUGAAGGGGAGCCCCCAGCUGGAAUCGCUGUCCCUGUGCGGGGUCCAGGCCCCCCUCGAUAGCGUGUUUGAGGUCGUGUACGGGUCAAGCCCUCCCCGACCCUUGCAGAGACUGAGGGCGGUGUCCCUGUGCGGCAGUAACGUCACCCAGUGGGGGGCGUCCCUCGUCGUUCGCUCCGGGAGUGACCUGAGGACUCUGGACUUGUCUCACUGCAAGGAGGUGACCUGCCGGGACCACCACCAGCUCCAGGAGCGCGCGCGCAAGGAGAGGCUCAACCUCACCAUUAGCUGGCUCUGAAGGCGCCAAGAAAGGCCCCACUUUAAUGUCCACUUUCCAACGUCCCACCUCCCAACGUCCCACCGUCCACCUUCCAACGUCCCACCUCCCAACGUCCCACCUCCCAACGUCCCACCUCCCAACGUCCCACUUUCCAAUGUCCCACUUUCCAAUGUCCCACUUUCCAAUGUCCCACCUCCCAACGUCCCACUUUCCAAUGUCCCACCUCCCAACGUCCCACUUUCCAAUGUCCCACCUCCCAACGUCCCACCUCCCAACGUCCCACCUCCCAACGUCCCACCUCCCAACGUCCCACUUUCCAACGUCCCACCUCCCAACGUCCCACUUUCCAAUGUCCACCCUCAACGUCCCACCUCUCAACGUCCCACCUUCCAACGUCCCCUUCCAACGUCCCACCUCC
Molecule: messenger RNA, 2405 nt
Organism: Rana temporaria (common frog)
Lineage: Eukaryota; Metazoa; Chordata; Amphibia; Anura; Ranidae
Exons: 4
Coding region: 317-2005 (562 amino acids)
Biological process (GO): SCF-dependent proteasomal ubiquitin-dependent protein catabolic process
Cellular component (GO): SCF ubiquitin ligase complex
Source: RefSeq, a predicted model, not a curated record